GUCUUGUUUGAAGAUGAACCGCUUAUAUAUCGGAAUUUUAUUUCUCGUAUAUAAUUAUACGAUACGAGGCCAGGAUCUGAUAUUCCCGACCGACGAGGAGACGUCCCAUGUCAGCGGUGGUAACUCUACGAUGAUAACGGACCGAAUACCCGUGUUGAUACCAGGCAGUUGCCCGAAAAACAUGCUGCUCUAUCCAGGCCGUGGUGCGAAGAGUUCCUGGGUGUGUGACUGUAGACCCAGGUUUCUGUACUUCCCGUUGAACGACUCCUGCUACGAAGCCUACAGGCAGGGUCCCUGUUCGUCCAGGAAUUACGUCGUACUCCCCAAGAACGAGGCGCUUCCUCGUUGCGUGGCGAACCCUUGCUCGAAAGACGGCGUGGUGCCCUACAACGGCACGUGUUACCCUCUCAGAACUAUAGGCGGUCCGUGCGCGCCCAAAGGGGUAUUAGGUGUAAACGAGAUCACUUUCCAAUUGGAGUGCGUACCACUGGACAACGCGCCCUUCGUGAUAAUAACGACCCUUCCUAAAAGGACGUGUCCGCCAGGCAGUCGCAGAAGCAUGCUUCCAACAUGUAGAAAAGUAUAAAUAUGUAAACAUGAUCGUUCAGUUUCCUCGCUGUUGUUUCCAGAAUUAUCUUAAUUAAGCUUAUUUACAUUUUAUGCAUUACAUUUGCAUAUACAUUACACACUAUAACAUUUUCUAGACUAGAUAAAUUAUGUCAGGAUAAUCGUGAUGUAUAAAGCUUAAUUAAGAUAAUUCUGAAAAACUCAACAAGAUAAUUUUGAUAUAUAUAUAUAAAAUUUUGACCAACAAUUU
Molecule: messenger RNA, 817 nt
Organism: Wasmannia auropunctata (little fire ant)
Lineage: Eukaryota; Metazoa; Arthropoda; Insecta; Hymenoptera; Formicidae
Exons: 2
Coding region: 14-586 (190 amino acids)
Source: RefSeq, a predicted model, not a curated record